GGAGUAAAAUUUUCUCUCCUCUAUUCCUUCCCGCCUCUAUUGUUUACAUCGGAACGUCUGUGUUUGGCGGCCACGUGCUUGCCUCUUCCCGCCCCCUCCUGUGUGUUCCCGCCCCACGUGUCCUGUGCUUUGUUGGAAUGUUUGUGGUGGAGGGGCAGAGUAAUGCACGGGGCCUGAGCAGUUUAAGAAUGAGAAUCCUACAGUUUCGUCGGGGCCGCCUCCUGAAGGGGCUGCUGGCGGUGACGGUGGCAGCGGUGGUGGUAAUCCUGCUCGCCUCCCACGCCACGUCCUCAGGGAGCCACGCCUUCAGAUCAGCUGGCGCCCUUAUGAGCAAGGCCAAGCAGCGAGUGGUCUACCUUGGCGACAAAUUAGGUAACUUCGAGCCCCCCAGAGCAGCGCAGAAGGGAGGUCCAGGGGAGGGCGGGAAGGCACACCACCUCUCGGCCGCCAAGCAGAAUGAAGGGUCUCAGUCCGUCAGCGAGUAUGGCAUUAACAUGGUGGUGUCUGAUGAGAUUGCCAUGGACAGGGAUAUACCAGACACAAGGAAUCCUGAGUGUCCCCACUGGCAGUACCCUGAGGACCUGCCCACAGCCUCAGUGGUGAUAGUCUUCCACAAUGAGGGCUUCUCCACCCUCAUGCGUACUGUUCACUCUGUCAUUGACCGCUCCCCUCCACAGUUCCUGAAGGAGGUGCUGCUGGUGGACGACUUCAGCGACAAGGCCGCCCUGAAGGAGCCACUGGAGGAUUACAUAUCGCGGUGGGGCAGCAAGGUGCGGCUCAUCAGGAACAAGGAGCGGGCUGGCCUCAUCCGCACUCGCACAACAGGGGCGGAGGAGGCCAGGGGGGAGGUGGUGCUCUUCCUGGACGCUCACUGUGAGGUCAAUCGGAACUGGCUGCCUCCUCUCCUGGCGCCCAUUUAUAGGGACAAAUACACUAUGACAGUCCCAGUGAUUGAUGGCAUUGACCACGACACCUUUGAGUACCGGCCUGUGUAUGGGGCUGGCAGUAACUUCAGGGGCAUCUUUGAGUGGGGGAUGCUGUACAAGGAGACGGAGCUGCCCCCUGAGAUUGAGCGCUCCAGAGAACACCAGAGUGAACCUUAUAAAGCUCCAACACACGCCGGCGGUUUGUUUGCCAUCAACCGCGAGUAUUUACUGAGUCUUGGGGCGUAUGAUCCUGGCCUGCUGGUGUGGGGCGGUGAAAAUUUUGAGCUCUCAUUCAAGGUGUGGCAGUGCGGCGGCAGCAUUGAGUGGGUGCCGUGCUCCAGAGUGGGCCACGUGUACCGAGGGUUCAUGCCGUACAACUUUGGCAAGCUGGCCGAGAAGAAGAAGGGUCCACUCAUCACCAUUAACUACAAGCGUGUCAUUGAGACCUGGUUUGACGACAAGUACAAGGAAUAUUUCUACACCAGGGAGCCUCUUGCUAGGUUCCUGGACAUGGGCGACAUAAGCAAGCAGCUGGAACUGAAGAAGAGGCUGAAUUGCAAGAGCUUCCAGUGGUUUAUGGAGAAUGUGGCCUAUGACAUGCUGAGGAAGUACCCGGAGCUGCCCAAGAACAUCCACUGGGGCGAGCUAAGUGGGUACGGCAACAGCUGCUGGGACACUGCUGGCCAGGACGCGCCGGCGAGGGUGGUGGUGUACCCUUGCUUGGGGAGGGAGAUGUUCGGGGACACCAGUCAGUUGAUCAGACUGAACGCAGAGGGCCAGCUGGGUGUGGGAGAGCGCUGUAUUGAUGCAGACGGCCAAGGCAUUAAGUUGAUUUUCUGCAGACUGGGCACAGUAGAUGGACCUUGGCAGUAUGAUGAGCAAAACCACGUGUUGCUGCACAAACGGAUCGGGAAGUGUGUGGCACUGCACCCCCAGACCUACCAGCUGUCCCUCAUGCCCUGUGACCCCAUCAAUAACUACCAGAAGUGGACCUUUAACCAGUUCGUUCCAAAGUGGUAGUUGGUCGCUCACUAACUUAACUACUCCUCCUCCUCCUCCUCCUCCUCCACUGUCCUUAUGGUCUAUUUAUGUAAGUCAGGACAAAUUAUAUCUGUUGUUAUGUCGUUUAAUACUCGGAACUGCAGUCAGAAAACACGGCAGAUUAUGGGACUAUCAGCCUCUCUAGCAACAAAAAGGGCCCUCUGUUAUAUGAAAAAAGGCUUAUUUGUAGGGUACGUUAGGUUAGGUUUACUUCAACAUUCCACUAAUUGUUCUUGUUUACCCUUCAAUGGCUGGACGCCUCAUGAAUCUUAAAUUUUUAGGUCACAGGUGAUCUCUACUCAUUGUCAUGUUUUGAAGCCAUAAGCAGCCUUGUCUCCAGUGUUCAGCCGUACGUCUUCCCUCACACACCAUCUCCAGGCCUUCAUUCUUUUCAGUAGUCUUGUAGUUUAUUGAAAGGUAACUGAACAUGUCCUCAGAAGUGGCAGGGAUGGCUGGUGUUCCUGUGAUCUACCGCAGCAAUUAUUGGCACAGCACAGGUAGCUACAGGGAUGACGCUGUUCAGUUUACUCAAUUUAACAGUGCAGGAAGAACUGAACCUCACAACUUGCCAUAGAGAGAGAAUACACUGUGCAGAUACUGUGUGAUCGGCAGACUGGUGUUAUAAGAAUCUAGAUAACUCAUUGUUGCAUCAAAGCAUUACCUGCAGUGUGGUAAAUAGAAUCCCACUGAGACUCAUGUAUAGUCAAGCAUAGUCAGCAAACACAGCAGUACAGCCACACAGCAAGACCAGCAGCCAUCACUCACAGCAGUCAGUAAUCUUCAGAAACUCAGUGGUCUCAAAUAUCUCACGUGUUUGAAGGCAGUAGGUGUACUCAGUGUGGCUGGAAGCUUGGAAGAGGACCACUAAUUAUUAUAUGACACUAAACACAGUCUUUGGUAGAAAUAGUGAGGCAGCAAAGUUUCAAUCACAGAAAAUAUCAAUGUUAGUUUGGCAGUAAGGAAACAGCAGCACAGCAGUAAACCACGGCAUUAAAGCUGCAGUAGAAACAGUGAAGACUCUGAUUCUUUGUAGAUGUAAACAAGGUGUAGAUUUUGUCUCCAGGCCACACAGCUUACAUACAGCCAGUUUGUAAACACUGGUGGGUUGAAAAUUGUGCUUCUGUGUCAGUUCCACCUUUGAAAGUUCCUCCUUGAAGAUUUCACUUUAAUUUUCAUCACUUUGUAUUGCAUUUGUCAUUUUUCCAUGUGGUUGGACAGCUUGUGUUUGAGAAGGGAGUGUGCUUGAUGUCAGUGCAACUAACAAACAGAAAUUACUUUUUUUUAUAUAUACCAUGUGGGCUUUUCAUGGGAAUUUAUGGGCUAAAGGGGAAACUUUUUGUGGUACCUCCUAUCUCAAAGCCCACCUGCUUGGAAACCAUUGCCCUGAGUGAGAAACCCAACCUACACUCUGACUGUACCACUUGGAGAUCCCUCGGAUCCCAAAGCACUCAUGGUUCCACCCUACCACGGCGGCUGUGACCUUUUGCUUAAUAAUUCUCUGAUAAUUUCCCACAAGGCUAAGAAAACUACGUAACCUAACCUUGUAUUUAUAACAUUAAUUUUGCACAGAACCAUAAUUUAAACCUAAGCAUACAUCAUGAAAAACACAACCUGACUCACCAAGGGAGAAAUCUGAUAGGAGGAAAUAUUCAAGACAGAACAUUUUGCACUGACAACAAACCUAAGGCAUUUACCUGCAUUUGUGUGAGAAAAGACAAGGCACUAGAGACCUUCAGCAGCAGAACUUGUCUCUCUAACACCAUUUGGCUGUGUAGUAAAUGAAUGCUGAACCCGCCUGCUAGAUGAAGCCAAGUGUCGAGUGUCUGCACAGCAAGGCGUCGAGGAGCUACACUCACAGGGGGCACAAAGACUACCAUUUCACCAGCAGCAGUUACCCUGUCUACCACGCUUUGGUGAUUGUGACGCUCCAUGUUACUAUGUGUGUUUGGAUGACAGUGGAUGUGUGUAUGUAUGUAUGUGUGUCUGGAUAUGAGGAAAGCUGCAAGAAUUUAUCAGGCUGUGUGUGUUGUGUUAGCACCACAUUGCACAAAGAGUAAAGGAGGACCUGAGUUGUAAAUCCUCUCAUCGCUGUUUAGAAAAGUUGUUGAUAUUGUUACUGCUGUGUCUAGGUGGAGGUUACAGGCAUUCCAUGACCUUGUGUGUGUGUGUGUGUGUGUGUGUGUGUGUGUGUGUGUGGGUCUAGCACUUGUUCCUCAGUGUAAUAUCUUUGAAAACCACUGGAAUUUUAUAGCCAGUUUAUAGGACGAGGAUUACAACUACUACAACUACUACUACUACAUACAUCCCUAUAACUUAUUGAUUAGUGUACCGAUUGCUUGUGUCUGCAGGCUACUGUUAGUGUGGUCAUCAGAGCCACGUAUAGCAGCCUUGACAUGGGUGACAUAUCAGGCUCUGCAAGUGGAUUGCAGGAGGCAUUGUGUGUCUGGUGAAGAGGUAGUGUUAAGGUGAAGUGUGGCUUAGAACAGGUUCCCCAUUGAACACUGGUUGUUUUGACUGGGGAUUUCAAGUUUUGAUUGAUGCUGUGUGUGUGUGUGGGUGUAUGUGUGGGUUGUAGGAAGAUGUGGAGCAAGGAUCUUAACAUUACACAGGUUGUCGUGAUUCUUUAGGCACCUAGAGAAUAUUUUUUAAUGAUGCUGUGUGUGGAUUGUGACGAGAUGCAGCAAGGAUCUUAACAUACACAGGUUAUCGUGAUCUUUUGUGUUGAGUUGUCUUGGUGAUUUAAUACAUUUUUGAGGGACGGAACUGAUCGUGUCUACCGCGCAAAGUUUAUGUGAUGGUGUUCUGCAAGGUGACGAGUGGGUGCUUUGCUAGUUCAUACAGACGUUUGGAAAUACGGACAGCUGGUGAUUGAGGGCGACUGAUGAAAACACAGCUAUGAAGUGACUUAAUUAUCCCUAAGCCAAGUGCAUUCUGUGGCUUAAUGUUAGUUUGUACUCUGGUGUUGGAAUCAUUUGUUUUUCCUACAUGAGGUAUGAUCUGUACUGGAAUAAAUGAAAAGUGUUAUUUAA
This is a messenger RNA of Portunus trituberculatus (swimming crab), 4996 nucleotides long. It is a transcript of the gene Pgant7, whose product is annotated as N-acetylgalactosaminyltransferase 7-like. Gene Ontology annotation, cellular component: Golgi apparatus. NCBI's taxonomy places the organism in Eukaryota, Metazoa, Arthropoda, Malacostraca, Decapoda, Portunidae. The record is from RefSeq and is a predicted model, not a curated record. Bases 138 to 1946 code for a protein of 602 amino acids. The transcript is spliced from 12 exons.